Messenger RNA from Astrephomene gubernaculifera, 1288 nucleotides. Lineage: Eukaryota; Viridiplantae; Chlorophyta; Chlorophyceae; Chlamydomonadales; Astrephomenaceae. The record is from the annotation of a GenBank genome assembly.
CUUGAACCUCGACUACGCUGUAGCGUAAAUAGGCUAGUCCAUAUAGGGAGAGCAGUUCGAUCAGAAUGGCAGGGGUGCUGGCGGACGCCGAGAGGCGUCUUGCCCUGCCCAGUUACAAAGUGCGUGCUCAGAUAUGGGCGGACAAGCUAGCGGGCGAAAUCGUCGAUAAAGACUUUCUGGACUCCAAUGCCCCCGCCUUGGCAGCUUUGGUGGCCUCCACUCUCUCCCAGUACGAGGACCUCGCCUCUCAGCGCCUGGUCCGCGCCUUCGUCAACACAGCCUGCAGCCGCUCCGAUGCCUUCGUACGCGCCCUGGCAGCAGUAGCCGUCAAGGCCGCCUCCUCCAAGCCGCCCCCCAGCCGCAGCGAGGCGCUGGUGUUGCUGCACUGGAUCCGUGCCGUACUCCUAAACCUGGAUCCAGAAUCCGCCAAGAAGGCGGUUACCAAGCUGCUGGAAAUCCUGGUCGCCCUGCUCGACCAGCUCUCCCCUGCUCUGGACGCCGCAGCCUGGCCGUCUGUGGCGCGCCUGGUUCGCGGCCUGCUGCGCCGCAAACCCGCGCUCGAAGCCGACUUCCUAGCAGCAGCCAAGGCCGCCGCCAACGGCGGCGGUGCCGUACGCGCCCUCCUCGACUCCCCUACCGCCUCCUCAGCCGCUCCGCCUGCUCUGUACGAGCAGCUGCUGGCGAUCUACCUGGAUAAGGCCCUAGCAGGCGCGCGCGAGCGACUGAGCCCUGAAGCUGCCGCCGCCUACCGGCCGCUGCUAGCCCGGCUAAGCGAGGCCGACCUCACCAGCCGGGUGCUGCCGGCGGUGUCUAAGGCGCUGCGCCGCGUGCCGGAUGUUGCGCUGGGUGCGGUUGUCGCGCUGGCGGGCGCGGCGCCGGCUGCGCUGGACAUGAGCCGUGCGGCAGGGGAGCUGGUGCCGCUGUUGGUGCAGCAGGCGCGGCUGAAGGAGAGCGUUCGGGGUGCGGCGCUGGAGGCGGUGCGGGCGCUAGCGGGGCGCUGCGGGCAGGCGGGCGUGCUGCGGGAGCUGGUGGCGGGGCUGAGGAAGAUCCUGGACGGUAGCGCGGAGGGCAAGGUGAAGGUGGCGGCGGAGCGCUCCGUGCUGGCGGCGGCGCUGGGGGCGCUGGGGGCGGAGGCGCCCGCUGCAGCGGCGGAGGAGGCACUUGCGCAGGAGGUGGUGGCGUUCCUGGCCACCGCCGUCAAGGACGAGCUGUCUGAGGACGUCAAGAUCUCCCUGCUCGCCACCCUAGCCGCCUGGCUGCCACGCUGUGCCCCCUCCUCCUCCUCCAC